AUGCUCCAAUCUGAAUUUUUGACUGAAGAACUCCACGUGGAGAGAAUGUUUCGUGUGUUCCUGAACGGAGAAAACGAUGAGAAGAAACUUCAAAUAAUGAAAGUUGAAUUUUUCUUCACGAACGGAGAGCACAACCGAGCAUUAGCUUUGAUGCGGGAGUUGGUAGAACGAAAAGAAAAGGAGUUCGAACAAGAGGAAAUCAAACAAGAAGAGCUUCUUCAUGUCCUACAAAUGUACUGCACCAAGUGCAAAGAGUACAAUCACCAUUUCAACGCUAUUUAUGGCUACCAAAAGAUCCUUGAGGUGGUACUUGAUAUUAAAACGAGCUCCGCAAACAAAUCAUUAAGAGAUUUAUCUCUGGAUGAGCUUACACUUUUGUAUGAAACCUUUUAUCAUAAGUAUGAGUGCUGUCUUGAGUUAGGUCUGAAAGGUAAGCGAAUAUUGGAACAAACUCAUCUCUCUUACACGAAAGUAUAA
Naegleria fowleri is the source of this 477-nucleotide messenger RNA. RefSeq lists its product as uncharacterized. The coding region runs from base 1 to 477 and encodes 158 amino acids. The transcript has a single exon. The record is from RefSeq and is a predicted model, not a curated record. Lineage: Eukaryota; Heterolobosea; Eutetramitea; Acrasida; Naegleriidae.